CGCAAAUCGUCGCGAAUCUUUCGUCGCCCUUGCAGAUAAAUACUACCUAUAGCUGAAAUAGAUUGUGGUUUUCUUGUUUUCAACCUCCAUUUUUUGCAGAGCAUUAUUAUUAUUUGGAGCAGUUUUCAACCUUGAGUUUCGAUAUUCGACAGUGUCAGAAUGAAGAGCUUCAUUAAAAAAGCCAAAGCCUCUUUACGUGAUGUGCAGUCCCAGUUUCCUUCUUCCCAAGGGAACCAAGCACAACAGCAGAUUAUCCACCAACAAGAUACGCCUUCCAGGAUCCAGCCUCCGACCCCUACUGAUAUUCUACGAUACCGCUAUCAUCACGGGACAAAUCUUGGCAGUAUCUUUGUUCUGGAGCAAUGGCUGACGCCCAGCAUGUUCGUCGAGGGAGCUGCAGGGGGAAGCGAACUCGACGCCGUGAACGCAUGCUUGAAGAGUCAAGGACUUGAUGCAACUCGAGCAAAAUGGGAAAACCACUGGUCCAAUGCGGUUUCAGAUUCAGAUUUUAGCUGGCUCGUGAACACUGCUCAUUGCACUACCAUACGACUUCCCAUAGGAUACUUUACACUUGGGCCAGCCUUUACCAAUAACACGCCUUUUGCUGGAGCGCCAGCCCAAGUGUACGUGAAUGCAUGGAAUGCGGUGAAGACCUUUGUUGCGCGAGCCCGUUCCCAUGGUAUCGGAGUCUUGCUGGACCUGCAUGCUCUCCCCGGAGGAGCGAAUGGGGACGCCCACUCCGGCACCAGCAGCGGCAAGGCAGAUCUAUGGGGAAACAGCGGCAACCUUUCACUUGCACAGCAAUGCCUAGUUUUCAUGGCCCAAGAAGCGAGGGCCAUGGACGGAGUGGUCGGACUGCAGCUGUGUAACGAAGCCAUUUGGGACGCUCCGGGCAUGUACGCCUGGUAUGACAGCGUCAUUGGCGCCAUCCUGCACGUGGACAACACCAUGCCCUUGUACAUCAGCGACGCUUGGAACCUGAGACAGGCCGUCUCCUAUUGCGACACCAAAAACACCUUGGCUGCGGGUUUCACGAACCCCAUCAUCGUGGAUACCCACAAGUAUUACUGCUUUUCUGACGCAAACAAGGCCGAGACCCCACAGCAGAUUAUCGCCGGCGUGCCCCAAGAGCUGGGCGAAUUGAACGGCAAGCAAGGCGAUGUCUUCACUCACGGCGCCGCGCAGGUCAUUGUAGGAGAAUACAGCUGUGUCAUGGACGGGCAGACGUGGGCCAAAGUCAGCGACGCCGAUCGGCCAGGGCUCGUUGAGCAGUUUGGCCAUGUCGAGUCUCAAACUUGGCAGCAAAAGGCUGGUGGAAGCUACUUUUGGACAUAUAAAAUGGACUGGAUGGACGGCGGCGAAUGGGGGUUCGUACAACAAACCAACUCUUCGGCCAUUACACCUCCGCCGAAUCUGCUACUCGCCGUUAAAGACGUCCAGUCGCGCAUCGGCACCGCUCAGUCUCAGCGCCAGAGCCGACGAGACGCUUCCGUCACCGGCCACGAGAACUACUGGCACAACGCUGCGCCAGGCCAGACGUUUGAGUUUUGGCGGUACGCAGCCGGCUGGGACGUGGGAUUCUCAGACGCCAUGGUCUUCUUCCAGGCGCGAGAGGGCCUUGGGUUAUCUGGCCUCGGCGCAGACAAGAUUGGCUGCCUCGACGUGUGGGUGCGGAAACGGAUUCUCGAGUCUGGUCAAGCAGGACCUUUUGUCUGGGAAUUUGAACAAGGGGUGCGUGCGGGCAUUAAUGACUUUUAUCAGGCUGCUGGGAUUUGAAUUUGACUUGACAGGUGUUAUGAUGGGGAAUGAAUGCAUAGCAACUUGUACCCUGUCGUACUGAGCCAUGUGUUGCAUGGACGUGGGCUAGGAGAAUAUCAAAUCAUUUCUGUACGUUUUAUUUGUGGAGUACUAAUACUGAGAGUAACGUGCUUCAUUUUACGCCACUGAUGAAGAAACUUUUUCCAUAAUUCAAAUAGAUAUCCAUUCCCCAAACCCAAACCCAUCCGUACUGUGCCAUUUUC
This is a messenger RNA of Xylona heveae TC161, 2021 nucleotides long. RefSeq names its product glycoside hydrolase family 5 protein. The transcript has 4 exons. Gene Ontology annotation, biological process: glucan catabolic process. The record is from RefSeq and is a predicted model, not a curated record. Gene Ontology annotation, molecular function: glucan endo-1,6-beta-glucosidase activity. Lineage: Eukaryota; Fungi; Ascomycota; Xylonomycetes; Xylonales; Xylonaceae. Bases 160 to 1776 code for a protein of 538 amino acids. Gene Ontology annotation, cellular component: cell surface; extracellular region.